AUAAUAGCAUAUUAUUAUCAAGAAAGUAAGAGGAAAAGAAGCAUUGUCCCUACAAGACAAUGAUUGCAUUUAAAAUGACAUUCAAACGCAGUACAUUAUUCUAUAAGAAAAUAAAAGAAGCAAAUCAUCAAUGUAGAGAAUCUAAAAGCAUGAAUGUUAUAUUUUUUUUAAUGGAAAAGUUUGGUCCCUUUCCUUCUCAAUUGUAUCAAUCAUAGCCAAGUUGAUGUUCUUAGCAAUGGUUAGAUUGACAUGAUGACAAAAGUGCUUUAGUUGGUCGGUCUGAGAAGGAGAGUUUCUUGUUUUGGUUUAUAUAUAUUCUUCCUUUUCCUAUUUUGUUCCUUCUACUCAAUGACUAUAACAAACAUUCCCAUCCUUCUCAAAUAAAUACAUACAAAAGAAAAUCUUAUCACCUGUCUUAAUUUUUUUUUUUUUUAAUUCAAGAGCUCUGUACUCUCUUUUAGUCCAUGUCAUGAUCUCAUAAAGUUUACCUUGAGUGAAAUUAUUCCACAAACUGAUAGAGGAAGAAAUACUGAAGUUUAGACUUUUGACGCAUAAGGAGAAAAAUCACAAUCUUCAGAUAAGAAAGGUAUGACCAUACUGUGGAAAAUCUUGAUGCAUAAUGAGCUCAUACUCGGGAAAAAAAACAAUGGAUAAAAUACCCAAGAAAAUUCCAAUUUUGAUAGAUGUUCGGUCCGCGGACGCAAGUUGUGGAGAUUGGAUCGAAAGAUGAUGCAUGGGUCAGCGCAUUUGAAAACAACUGUUCCGCAGUUCACAGUCAUUAGAGCUUGAUAACUGUUCUUGAUUGAGAUCUCACAAUAGAUUCAAUUCAUGGAACAAUGAUUGAUUUUUCAGCUUACAGGAUAUCUUAGAUCAGACAACCACUUUGAGUUAUUAACAAUGUGGUUUCAACCCUGAACCUAAUGUGAUUAUCGAGCAAUCCUAUGCUCAUCCCCAUACAUAUAUUUUUGUGAUUUAUGGAUGGAUUUUUUUUUUCCGACAAUAUUUUCCUAAGUUAUCAGAUUAGAUAAACUGAAAAAAAUACUAAGGUCUAAACAAUCGAUGAUCGAUAUUACAAAAUAGUGUCAAGGAAUAUUAAACGAGCAUGCUUCGAGUUAGACAUCAGCUAGAUGCUGCAUGUGGCGAUGCUCUACUUAUCUAAUUGUACGCAAAAGAUAAGUAUUCUUAGACAUUUUGAACUCUUAUCAUUGGUAACUAAAUUCUAAUCCCAUCUCCUCUCAUUGUCAUGCUGAGAAGGACUAGAUGUACGUAAUAUGAUAAACUACUAAGUCAUCGUGCAAAUCAAACUUUUUAAGCACAAUGGAGGAACAAUUAACAUAAUUAUGUUUUAAUUACUUAUUACCUUCUGACAAAAGAAAAUCAAUAAUUUGCAUGUCCAUGUCAAUAAUAGAGAAAAUAAUGCCACCCCUUGUUAAUUAUCAAGGAAAACAUUGGAGAGCCCACUAGAAAAAUGCAUACUGACCUAGAAAAGGGACCUUGGAUCUGCCGAGAAUCAAAUAUAAACAUAUAUUGAACAGGUGGCAUUUUGUCAUCUCAUGCAUUAGUUCUCAAAUACAGUAAUUCACCAACUAAGGAUCAUUAGGUCCACCUAACUGAAACGCUUAAAACUAGCCAUAUCUUUAGAUGUAGAUUCAUUAUUUAUCCAUCACUGUUAGCUCUUCAUCAUGACAUAUUAAUGAUAGACGAGAAAUUAAUACGACGAAAAAGGAUAAGCUUGGUAUAUAGAGAUUCUUACUUGUACAGCUAGAUUAUUAUGAAUUGUUUUCAAAAGCAGCCAACUCUCCUUCAUCUUCAUCUGGAAAAGGCCUGAAGGCAAUGGCAACUGAAUCUGAAACAAAGGAACCCAGCUCAGAGAGCUUGCAAGAUACUGUACAUAUUCCAUUUGAUGGAGAUGCCAUAGCAAUGAAUGGUAGCAGUAUCUCCCAUGAGAUUGCUAAGGAUGAAACCCUACAUCCAAUAGCAGUACGGUUGUUGAAUAGCUCCAAGGGUGAAGUUUUAGUUGAAUCACCUAUAGACAUUCAGCAUUUAACAAGCAAUAGAAAUAAUACUGCAGUGAUGAAUGAAAAACUUAGUACAGCUCAAGCUGAGAGCAUGGAAGAUGAACUUCAGGGAGAAACGGAUAUUAAGAAGCUUGAGAAAGCGAACGAGGAUAAACAAAUCAAAGUGCAAGCUGAAGCUGGAAUCUUGAAUGAUAAAAGCACCGAUGAAAUUGAUAGUAUAUCAGAUGCAGGACCUUCAGAAUUGGAAAUUGUGAAGGACCCUCCUGAGAUAAUGAUUUCAGAUCUUGAACCUGCGGCAAAUGAACCACAAAGUGACAAAAUUGAAAGCCCUGCCAAUGAAGCUCCUGAGGAGCCAGAAACAAAUAGGCUUGAAAGAAGAAACGAAGAUAAAGCGGUGGAACCUUCAGAAAAGGGAAACACACAAGAACCCCUGGAUGAAAUGAGUAAAGGGAACCUUGAACCUGCAAAAUACGAACAGGCCCUUGAUGCAGUUCCUGAGGAAAUGGAAGCGAGGAAGCUUGAACGAGUAACUGAAGAUAAUAAUGUCAAAAUAGACGAGACUGGAAUUUGUAAUAAUGAGAUAGCUAAGAAUGCUGAUGGUAUAUCAGUUCUAGAAGCUUCAGACAAUGAAAAUAGACAAGAAUCUCUUGAGAUAACACCUAAUAAGGACCUUGAACCAGCAGAAGAUGAAGUGGGAAAUGGAAAACUUGAAAGCUCCCUUGAUGCUGUUCCUGAGGAUCCAAAGGAGAAAAACCUUGAAAGAGUAAAUGAAGAUGAGAUUGGCAAAAGAGAGGCUGAAACUGGAUUUUGCGAUGACGAGAGAUCUGAUGAUGCUGACAGAAUACCAGUGGGAAAACCAUCUCAAAAGGAAAGCAGACAAGAACCUCUUGAGUUAGAUGUAUCAGAACAAAACAAACUUGAAAGCUCUCUUGAUGUAGUUCCUGAGGAGCCAGAAGAAAAGAAGCUUGAAAGUGUUAAUGAACAUAAGAAUGUCAUAAUAGAGGCUAAGACUGGAAAUGCUGAUAUAGAGAGAAUUGAUGAUGCUGAGAGUGUAUCGGAGGCAGGACCUUCUGAAAAUGAAAACAAACAAGAACCUCUUCAGAUAAUAGCUAAAGAGGAUUUUGGAGCAACCGAAGAUGCACCAGCACAUGAAACAGAAACCACAAGGAAAGAGGAAUCAUUCGUGAAUUUAGAAGAAUUCUCCCCGAAGGAUGAAAAGAAAUAUGAGCCAAUUGAAAAGGCAUCAGUUAUGAUGCCUGAACCUCAGAAUGCGGAAAUAAGUAAUCUGAUCAAGGAGACUGAAGGUGCAAGUGAGAACACCAGUACAAACGAGGUGAUUAAAGAAACCAUCCAUGAAGAAAGUUACAAGAAUGAGGGUACCAAUAAUUCUGCCUGUGAAGAACUAGAUCAAAAUGACAGAAACACGGAUACAACAAUAGAUGAAUACAGGAAUUACACUGAAGCAGUAAACGAGAAGAAAGAAAGGUCAAGUGAAAAUCAAGUAAUUGAAGACACAGUACAUGAAGGAGCUGAAGUUGAUAAGGAUGCCACAAAUUCUAUCAGUAAAGAAUUGAGUGAAAGCAUUGAUAACGACGUAAAUGUGAUUAAAAAAGAGACAGCCCUCGAUUCUGAGAGCACUUCUCAGACAAACUCUCAAGAAAAUAUUCAUGAUGUAAUUUUUAAUUCAGAAGCUGCGGGCACCGAUAUUAGCACUAUCCUUGAAGGUCAAAGCAUGGACAAAGCAAUUGACGGCUUAUCCACUUCAUGUGAUACACAAAAAUGUAAUAUAGGAGCAACAACUGAUGGACAAGAAGCCAAAGAGCAAAUUUCUCCAGCAGCCAAUGAGAAUGAAAGCUCUGAGAGAAAUAUAGUAGCACACGAUGAAUCUAUCAUUGAAAAGGAUGUAGAUGAAAAAACAGAAAAGAAGAAAAUGCAGCUGAUGGAACUGUAG
Molecule: messenger RNA, 3969 nt
Organism: Asparagus officinalis (garden asparagus)
Lineage: Eukaryota; Viridiplantae; Streptophyta; Magnoliopsida; Asparagales; Asparagaceae
Product: neurofilament heavy polypeptide-like
Exons: 4
Coding region: 1834-3969 (711 amino acids)
Source: RefSeq, a predicted model, not a curated record